GUCACUCAGACAAGCCGUCCAGACCUGAUUCUCUUCCUGAUGAAAUACCUGAUGGCUCUCAUAGUUGGUAUUCCCUCUGUUUUUUGGGUUGGAAGCAAAAAGACAUGCUUUGAAUGGGCCAGUUUUUUUCAUGGUCGUAGGAAAAAAGAGAUAGUGAAUGAGAGCCGGCAGGUGCUCCAGGAACCUGACUUUGCUCAGUCACUCCUGAGGGACCCAAACACGCCCAUCAUAAGAAAAUCAAGGGGCACUUCCACUCAAGGAACAUCCACACAUGCUUCCUCAACCCAGCUGGCUAUGGUAGAUGAUCAAAGAAGCAAAGCAGGGAGUGUCCACAGCAAAGUAAGCAGCUACCACGGCAGCCUCCACAGAUCGCGCGAUGGCAGGUACACUCCCUGCAGUUACCGAGGAGUGGAGGAGAGACUACCUCACGGCAGCACAUCACGACUAACGGAUCACUCCAGGCACAGUAGUUCCCACCGGCUCAACGAACAGUCACGGCAUAGCAGCAUCAGAGACCUCAGCAACAACCCCAUGACUCACAUCACACAUGGCACCAGCAUGAAUCGUGUUAUCGAGGAGGAUGGAACCAGUGCUUAGUUUGUCUUGUCUAAGGUGGAAAUUUGUGCUGUUUAAAAAGCAGAUUUUAUUCUUUGCCUUUGCAUGACUGAUUGCUAUAGCUAUUAUCCUGCUUUCAGUCAGGUGCAGAUUGUGUCCAUUGGGAAGGUGAAUUUUUGCUUUUUAUAUUGCAUCAAACUUGGAACAUCAAAGCAUCCAAAAUACUAAACAUUAUAUCAUCACAAAGAUAAGUCUUUCUAGGUUGUGAAGAGAUAAUUAUUUGUCUGGUAAGCAUUUUUAUAAACCCACUUAUUUUAUAUUUAGGAAAAUUCUAAGUGUGUGGUGACUGAUUUGUAGUGAAAUUUCAUAUAAUAUGAACUAGUUGUGAGAUAACAUUCUGGUAGCUCUGUUAAUACAACAAAGUUUCAGAAUUAAAGAAAUUUUCUAUGCAAGGUUUAUUUCUCAGAUGAAUAUAGGACUUUGUAGUUUUAUUUCCACUAAGUAAAAAAAGAACUGUUUUUAAAGUGUAGGAAAAUUUAAUAAAUCAGCAAGGGUAUUUUAGCUAAUAGAAUGUAAGUGCAACAGAAGAAUCUGAUUCACCUGUGGAGAUUCUCUCAAAAUUCUAUAAAAAUAAUCCAGAGAUAUUCAGGAUUUGGAUAAACAAUGGGAUAAACACAGAGAUGGGCAUUUUUCCCUAUAAUUGUGUUGCUUUUAUUACUUUUGUAAAUAUUACUUUUAUUGGCUGUGUUUUUACAAUAUCCAUAUGCAUGAUGGAAAAAUUUUAAUUUGUAGCCAUCUUUUCCCAGGUAAUACUAUUGAGUCAUAGAACUUCAUGUUCAGAUCUGCUGUGUGGAGGCAUGUAGUAAGCAUCACACAUUAUAAGGGUUUUUUUUUUGUGGUAACCACAAAAUGGCAAAAUGUUUUCUCUGUUUUCAUUGUUGUAUUUUAUUAUGGUGAGAUUUGACCUUGCCAAACCCACCAUACCUUGGUAUCCAGGCCCUCCCUAUAGUGAGCUGAUUGUCUGCAAUGCAUUAAUUGUUCAGUAGGCAGUUGGCUACAGCUUUUGCCCCACAUCCCUGUUUUCAGUUUCUGGACCAUUCUUGUUUCAGCUGAAAUAUAUAUAUAAUCUAUGUCCAAAGUAGUGAUUAAUUUGGAUAUUUGAAAAUCAUUGUAGCUAAAUGAAGCAUGAUUAGACUCACUAUGAAUAUAUUUUAAUCUUAAAAAAUAUCAAGUCAAAAAUGUUUGACAUUUUAUCUUGUAAUGUUUAAUUUACAAUAUGAACUGUGAAUUUUAUUAGGCAUGAAAUUGAUCGGAAGGGAAAGAAAAUGUCUGGAAAAUGCCAAAUGUGUUCUGAAGAAAACACAAGUGAUCCUUAACUCUGAUUGCAGAUAAAAAUCACUUGGGGAACUUCUGAUACAUGCUCUCCCCUACAUCAUUCUCUUAUUUAGAUGAGAAUUGCUAGCUUUUUAAAAGAAGCUUUCUGAGUGAUUCUAAUUUGCAGCCACAUUUGAGGCACAUGAUUUGAAACUCAUCUGCCCCUGAUAGUGAUCUGAUGGCAUUGCAUUAUAUCCUAUGAAGAUCUAGCUGGAUUCGACAAUAUGCUUUUAUGUCAUUACCUAUCAUACAAUUGUUUCCUACUUUAUUUCCUACAUUUAGAAAUGCAUAAUUCUUGGCUCCACUCCCAGAGAUUCUUAUUCAAUAAGAAUUGAAGGUAAUUGGGCUUUAAAACCUAUAAUUAUAAAAAUAUCACAGAUGAUUCUUAUGCAGGUAAUUUGGGACCACACUUAAAAAAUAUUCUAGACUCUUGGGGAGUCCUGACUGUGCCAUAUUGCUAGUUUUUGACCUUUAACGAUUCAGUCUCUUUGAACCUGGGUCCCCUUAUUUGAAAAUGAAGAUGAAAGAUUAAUACCUAUUUUACCUACCUCACAAAGUUGUUGAAUUAAGAUCAAUGAAAACAAUUUUAUGGAAGCUCUUUGCAAAAUGUAAAGCAUGAAAUAUAAGGGACUAAGAUUAGAGGGCUUAAUAAAUGUGUUUUAGGACUACUGUAGUACAUUUCUUGACAUGUUUUUAAUUCCUGUGUAUAUUUGUUUCUCUCCCUCUUUUAAAAAAAAAAUAGUACCAAGAGAAUAGGUAUUGAAAAAGAAGCUUUCACUGGGCAGAAGAAUCAGUCUGAAAAUCAUGAUUUAUUUGUAUAUCAUCUUUCAUAGUACAUAUAUCUUAAUAUGAAUUAUUAAUCCUUCAUAAGAUAUAUUUGAACAUUUCACCCAAUUUUUUCCCCUCUAUUCUCUUUGUCUUUCCCUGGAACUAGAGUUAAUGCUCAAACAUGCAAGGUCUGAAUUCGCUCACAACUGAUAAUUAGUAAACCAUUCCUCUGAAGGGCCCAUGUUAUAACCUACCUAUAAACAAAUCAAUAAUUCAUAAAGCUUUGAGAAUUUCUCCUGAGAACAGCAUGAGAGAACCAAAACAAACACUCACAAACAAAAAUAAGAAGUUAAAAUAGAAGGUACCAGUUUGAGCUCAAAGAUGUUGUCAUCUAUCACCAUCUGCAUUAUAUUAUCAACUGCCAAAAUGUUAAUUAGUUUUCAUGUAUAAGUGAGCCAAGUAUAGACAGUUAAGUGAACAUUGCUAUGAAAAUCUUAACUUUGUCUUUCCAGAUUUUUUUGUAUUUAUGUGUCUUCUCUGUUAAAACUAAUUGUUGCUAUGUUUGUGAAUGCUGUUUUGACUUUCCAGUUACUUUCAGUAAAUAUCUUAAUGCCCCACAAAAUUUACAUUAUAUUGUUAGUCUGUUGUUUUAAGUAAUCAAACCUAGUGCUCCAAGUAAAGAAUGUUUUCUUUUUGAAGAGACCAAUGAAGAACUAUUGCAAAAACAGCAAUUUCAAGUCUUGACUUGCUUAAACCAACUUGAACAAGUGUGGACAGUCUUCUUACUGUAUGCUUAAUUUUUAUUUGUGUCAUGAUUGGCAUAUGCUAGUGUUUAGUGUUUUGUUCAGUUGACAACUGAGAAAAAAAAUACUUCUCUCUAAAAUGUUCAUGUAUUGUCAAAAGGUUUUUUGAAAAGUAAUUUCAACAAUAUUAUUUUAUUCAAUAAUUAGGUAAGAGAUCCAAGACAAUAUUAAGAUCCAAGCAAUAAUUUAUUUCAAACAACAAUUGAUUAAUAACAACUAUUACAGGGCUAAACAUAUAGUAAGUUUUUCCAUAUUUAAAUUAAUGAAUAACUCAUGUCACACAAUUUGCUUUUUUUUUUUAGUACCAAGAAUUGAAUCCAGGGGCACUUAACCACUGAGCCACAUCCCCAACCCCCAACCCCCUUUUAUUUUAUUAGAGACAGGGUUUCUCUGAGUUGCUUAGGGCCUCGAUAAAUUGCUGAGGCUGGCUUGGAACUCGUGAUCUUCCUGCCUCAGCUGCCAGAGCUGCUGGGAUUACAGGUGUGCACGAGGGCACCCUGCUCACAGUUUGCUUUUUACUGUCUCCCAUCAAAUUUGAAAGAUUCAGAUUUAAACUAAGUGAAAUGAAUAAGAAACAAUUUACACCAAGUAAGCUUAUUUCUCCUAGAAUAACAGUCUGUUAUUAUUUUAAUUAAAAGAAUAAUAUAUAUAUCAACCAUUUUAAUUAAUUUUUUAAAAUGAAUAGUGAUCCUUAGAAAUAAGUAAUUAGGGCUGGGGUUAUGGCAGUGAUGGAGUGCUUGCCUAGCACAUAUGAGGUGCUGGGUUUAAUCCUCAGCACCACAUAAAAACAAAUAAAGUAGAUGUAUUGUGUCCAUCUACAACUAAAAAGAAAAAAGUAAUUAAACUCUUGUUAGUCCUCAUGCUAAGUAAAAUUUCUAUGUACCAGAUGAAUGAAUAGAUAGUCAAGCAAACCUUUUUUUUUUCUGCUUCUGAAAGCAGAUCUAUAAAAAUUCUAAGAAUCUCUUCGAAUUAGGAAAAUGGACUGCAUUUUAACAUACCUCAUUGUCUUUGUUAUGGUAAUAGCUGAAAAUAAGUGAAAUUGUACCCAUCAUAGCUUAAGCUAUGUCUCCAUGAAAUGAAAGGAAGUACUUAAAAAUUUUUUGGUAAAAUAUAGUGGGUCAUUGCCUGGAGCUUAGAAGAUAUAUACCAACAUUUCAGUGUAUUUAUAGUGCUUUUUGACAUGCCAAAGGUACAUUUACACAUUCUCAUAUUUGGUUGACUUAUGUAAUUUAGUGUAAUGAAAAUUCGACCAGGCUUGAAAUUCAAAGACCCAUAAUAAUUAUGUCAACUGGAUUGGUCAUUUAAUUUCUCUUAGUCUAAUUUCUUCAGUAUAAAAUGAAAAUAGUAUAUUUUUUGGUCCCAGCCUACUUCACUGGAUAUUGUGAGGAUCAAAUGAGACAAUAAUGUGUUGGGCUGGGGUGUAGCUCAGUGGGAGAGCACUUGCCUCACUUGUGCAAGGCCCUGGGUUCCAUCCCCAGUGCUUGGGAACAAAGAGCAUAUAUAAACUGCUGUACUGAUACUGUCUUUGUUGGAAUUUGGGGGUUGUAGAAAGCAAGGCUAUAGUCUUCACUAGUAUUUGUUUUUAUAGUGACAACAAAAUAGGUAAUUAGACCAGUGUUCAUUCGAUAAACCCAAUCAGCACUCCAAUUAACUUUUUUUUAAAAAAAGGUUCUUUUAGAGUAACUAUUCUUUUUAAUUGUUUGGUUCUUUCAGAUAUGUUACACCAAGUGUGCACUCAAAUUUCAUAUGGCUGAAUUUCUAGGUCACUUCCAAUAGAAAUUGGGAGUCUCUGUUUUUUUGUUUUUCCUUUUAUAUGGAACUGUAUAAGCUCAUUAUUAGCUUGGCUUGGUGGAAACUUAAAAGAAAAAUAUAAAGAGGAAUGUAGGCCCUGUAAUCUUUUUUUCUUUGAGGACUUUUAUGUACCUGAUUCUUUCUGAUUGAGAACAAGUUUUGAAAAGAUGAUUACUAUAAUUUGUUUAUUUUUUUAUUAUGGCAAAACUUUGAAUUUUAAGCUAUAAUACUAUGGGAAUUAUUUGUAUAUAUGUACAUGAAUUUUUUAAAACUGUGUAAAGCAAGAAUUUCUUCUUCAUUCUUUACACAUGAACAAAGUAAGACAUUUUUAUAGACCCUAGAUUUACAAAGGAAUUUGUGAUUCUCUUAUUUAAACUUCUUUUUUGCCUUUUUAUGACCAAUUAAAAUAAGGAAAACUUUUUACAUUUAAUUCAGCUGUGUUUCCUGGUAUCUAUAUAAUUUUAUAGAUUAUCUUAUAUUUUGAUCUAUUUUUAUGAAAUAUUUAUAUUGUUUAAUUCUCUUCUUUCUAGUUAUAUGAUUUUGGUAAAGGCAUAGGAAGAUAUAACAUUCUUCACUUUCCUUCUCUUAUUGGUCUGUGUUUUUUCUAACUUAAUUUGAACCCUAUAUUUUUUAGUAAUCAAAUUGAUACAGGAUUAUAUUGUUCUCUCAGGAUUCAGUUCUUGUAGGAAAGAAGUCCAUCCAGAACCAGCCACCUUGGUGGACAUUCCUGUUUGGUUAAAUUAUAAAGAUUUAAUAUAAUUUAAUCAGCAUAUUUCUUACUGUGGUCUCUAAUUAGAAAGUAAAACUUGGUUGCUAUAAAGACAUAGUAAAGUUUUUACUAAUAAUUUAUUCGAACCCCAAACCAAUACAACAUUGCUUCCCAUAAGGUAGAAUAGUAACUCCACCUCAUGCACUGAAGAGUAGUUUCCUUUCCAGGACUCUUUUAAUAAUCACCUGUCUCAGGAAAUCUUUGGUGUCCUUCAUGGACAUUUUUGUUGUCAUGAUAGUGUUUUUCAUAUCUUAUUCUCAUUUUAUUGGCCUCUACACCAGUUUUCCCUCAUGGAGAAACAAAUUUUUUACCUUGUAAUAAUAUAAAACUUAAAGAUUCCAUGGUCCAUUGUUCUGCUAGUCUCCUUUAAUUAGUAAAGUUAGUGUUUUUAAGAUAUGUUAUAUUUGCUGAAGUAUUACUUGAUUACUAUUGAAGGCUUAAGGUUUUUUAUAUAAAUCAGCUUGUUUGUAUAUACCAACUUGCAUUUAUUUCUUUGUAUUGUGCUUAUUGACUUUUCCCUAAUGUCUUAGAGUGUAACAGUUUCUGUUUUCUAAAUUGAGGUGCUUUCCCUAAUGACUAGUAAAAAAUGCAUUGUUAUUUUUUAAAUAUCCCAGGGUUUUAAGUCAAGUACCCUGAUUCGUAGUCUUACCUCUCUUUUCAAUAUAACUUUGGACAAAGCAUUUUACCUGCUUAGGCCUUGGUGUCUUCAUCUAUAAAUGAAGGGAUUAGAUGAGGGCACAUCUCAGAUUCCUCUGAGCUCUAAUUUGAUUCUCUCUUGACCAUUUUAUAACCAUGAUUCCAGGCUCUAUUUUAUUCUUGUUAUUUUUCCCAUGAAUUUAAACUUAUUAGAUUGACUUUUACUACUUAAACUUAACAGGAUUCAAAUAUGUUAUUAACUUUGUUUUCCAUCAUUAUUUCAAGUAGUUUUAAAAGAAAAAUUAUAUUACAAUAAAAAAAAUGAAAGAAAAGUUAUAGAUACUGGACAUGGCCUUUUUUGAUGGGAAAAGUCUUCUGAAGGACCAACAUAAGCAUCUUAAUUGAUAACACGAAAAGAAUGACAUAAAAUUUGUGAUAUUUGUUUUCUUAAAUAUGAAUACAGCUAGGGCUGAGAUUGUGGCUCAGUGGUAGAGCGCUUGCCUAGCAUGUGCAGGGCCCUGGGUUCGAUCCUCAGCACCACAUAAAAAUAAAUGAAUGGAAUAAAGGUGUCCAACUACAACUAAAAAACAAAAUAAAUAUUUAAAAAUAUAUAUAUAUGAAUACAGCUAGUUGGCCAAAACUUUACACAGAAUGAGUUCAGUGGGGCUGGAUAUAGUUCAAUGGCAGAGUACUUGCUUAGCAUGCAGAACACCCUGGGUUCAGUACAUACAAAUGUAUUGAAGCUAAAAUUAAUGAACAAAUCAGUGAUAACACUGGUCCAUUUAAUUAAAAGAAACUUAAGUUUUUGCCACAGUGAUAGCACUGGUUCAUUUAAUUAAAAAACUUAAAAGUUUUUGCCAGGUGUGGUGGUAUACAUCUGUUACCCCAGCAACUCAAGAGGCUGAGGCAGGAGGAUUACAGAUUCAAAGCCAGCCUUAGCAACUUAGUGAGAUCUUCUCUCAAAAUAAAAAAUUAAAAGAGCUGGGGAGGUGGCUCAGUGGUAAAGUGCCCCUGAGUUCAACCCCUAGUACCAAAAAAUAAAUAAAUAAAUAGUUAUUUGUUUUUACCAACAUCAAAAGAACUAUAAGGGGCUGGGGAGGUGGCUCAGUGGUAGAGUGCUUGCCUAGUAUGUGUGAGGCACUGGGUUCGAUUCUCAGCAUCCCAAAUAAAUAAAUAAAGGUCCAUUGACAACUAAAAGAAAUAUUUUAAAAAGUAUAAAACUAAAAGAAAUUAUAGAGGAGUUGAUUGAAAGUUUUCUGUUAAAUAAUUAUUUAAACUGAAUUACUAGAUUUCUUGCAUAAAUAUUGUUGCCAGGUUACCAUGGACAAGUGAAUGCCUUUGUUUAAAAUAUUGUUAGAAAUAAAAGUGAUUAUUGUUUUUGUUUUUUUAUGGCUGUGCAGAAAAUGUUCCUAUGGAGGCUUCUUGAUUGUCCUCUAAUAAAAUGUAGAGGUUCCAUUAGUUCCAUCUUUUCAGCAGGAUUCUCUUGUGGAUAACUGUUCUCUGAGAACCAGGCCAUGGAGGUCUCUGUUAUGUUUCAAGAUCGUUGUCUUGGCUUUCAUUGUCUUCAUUUGCUCAUCUCAAUGUCUUGAACGCUUGGUCUGUAGAUCUGACAAUGUAGGAAUGAAGUCUGGGUCUAAUGAGAACAAUAGUGGAAAGUUGAUACAGGAAGGCAUAAUGUGUUUUUUGGUGUGAUUUCUUUUAAACUAUACUCGAUUCCUUACCUUAAGUCAUUUUUUCUGAAUAAUACAACUCUCCCAGCCCAGAAAUUAGACACCUAGGAUUUCUUACUCGGAGAUGCCUGUACAGUUAUGAAUCACACAACAUUUCAAUCAAGGAUGGAUGGCACAUAUAACAGUGGUCCCAUGAGACUGUAUCAUCUAGUAAUGUGUGUGUGUGUGUGUGUGUGCACUCAAUAGUGAAAUCACCUAACAGCUCAUUUCUCAGAAUUUAUCCCCAUUACUAAGUGGCACAUGCCUGUUUUAUGUUAUUUUCGUUGACUAUAAAAACAACAACAAAUUUAUUGUCAGUGUGGCUUUGUAAGUCACAUUUGUUAAAUUUGAAUCUGAGGUCCAAUUUCACUGAACAUUUUCUGGAUUUUGAUAAUGGGCCAAUCUGUGAAAUAAACCACAUAAGCCUUGAGUGAUUUAUAUUGAUCCAUCUGCCAUUUUCAUAUUUAUCUAGCUACUCCUUCCAUCCUCAGUUUUGAAAAAGAAAUUGACACAUUUCUUCCCCUAGUUCUGCUUCUGAACUAAUCUUGUCAGCAAAGACAGUUGAUAUGAAAUAAUUCUUUAUUCUUGAGACAAGAUCAGUACAGUAGUUUUCUACAUUGAGCAGAGGUGAAUACAUGUUUAAAAAAUAAUGUAUUUUCUCCAUUUGUGAAUUUAAAAAUUUAAAAAUCCACCAGGCAUGGUGGUAAAUGCUUAUAAUCCUAGCCCCUCAGGAGACUGAGGCAGGAGAAUUGGUAGUUUGAAGCCAGCCUGGCCAACUUAGUCCUAUCUCAAAAAAUAAGAACUAAAAAAUGGACUAGGGGGCUAGGGUUGUGGCUCAGUGGUAAAGUGCUCGCCUGGCAUGUAGGAGGCACUGGGUUCGAUCCUUAGCACAACAUAAAUGUAAAAUAAAGAUAUUGUGACUACCUAAAAAAAUAAAUAAGUAUCUUUUUAAAAAAUGGACUAGGGACAUGAUGCAGUGAUAGAAUACUUGCUUAGCAUUUCCAAGCCCCUGGGUUUAUUUUCCAGUACUGGGGGGGAAAAAAAAAUCAUAAGGACUCUCCAGUGUGAAGAUAUUAAUCUGGAAGUUCUCCUGUUAUCAGGUGCUAUUUCUAUUAAUGUGAGUUAUCAGACUAAAUCUGAAUUCUUUAUCAUUCUUCUUUAUAAUAUCUAACUUCUAAAGAAUCAUUCUGUCUUACAUUAUAUCUUUAACACCAACUUUAGACAACUUUUCUGCUGUUAUUUUCAAUUGCCAAAUUUUGUUUUUGAGUUAUCUUUUACCAUUGAAGUUUUAAAGUGUUGUACACAUGAAGGAGUGACUAUAGUUUAGACAUGUACUUUGGCAUGAUAGAGAUAGCACUAUUACCAUCCCUUUACCCAACCUCCAAACAGAAGUUCAUCUGACACCUCAGAAAUUGUCAAAUUGGCUUGUUUUAUUUCAAAGAGCUGUGGAAGCUGAUCCUUUAAUAUUAAAAUGUUUAAUUAAGAAAAUAUUUCUAUAUUUUAAUCUGGUCAUGAAUUUGGGAUUAUUAUUAUUAGUUGUUUCACAUUCUAUAAAUAUGCAAUUAUGCAAUACUCAAAGCUCACAUUUAAUUAAUCUGAGCUGGGUUUGGUUGGGGUUUUUUGUUUGUUUUUUGUUUUUGUUUUUGUUUUGCUUUUUAGGCUUCUUGAGAUUUUUUGUUUGUUUAAUAUUCUACAUUUUUGUAUGUGUAUAUAUAUCACUGUCCUCUCAACAGGCAGCUCUCCUGUAGAUCAGCUGUUCUCAUUGGGAAUCAGGCCAAGGAGGUUCUUGCUGGCUUUUUAGAGGCAAAAUAAUUUCUGCUCUCACAUCUAACAUGGUCUCAAAUUUUGCUAAUGAUAGAAUAUUAUCCUCUUGAUUGACAUUUUAAAAUAGUGAAAAUACCAUGUUAUACAAAUCAACCAAUUUGCCAUAAAAUGCCAUUUAAAGAUUUUUCUCUAUGCCUGUUUGUUAUAAGAAUAAAACAUGAGUAUAAAAAGUAUAUAAUAUAAAAUAUGAAGCUUCUGCACAAGAAACCAGCAACUUUAUGAUCUAAAAAGUUGUAAAUUAGGUUGUUUCGAACUCAGAGUACAUCUCCUGAUAUAAAUUGUUAUUUUAAAUAAUAGGGGUAACAGCUUGCUAACUAAAGCUAAUUUAGUUCAGUGUACUGUAGAAUUACUGUAGGUGUCUUGAUUUGCGAUAAAUUUUUGUAAUGGAGAAAGCUAAUUUUGAUCUCAAUAAUUACUUGGUACAUUUCUCCUAGGUGAUACUCAGGAUACUCUGAGCCCUAUCUACUUGCAUACAUACCCUCUAUUUGAACUGUUCCUCAAAUGCUACAUUUCUACCUUUCUAGCCCAACACCUUUCUACCUGCCUUCCCUCCUUAUUGAUCCUUACCAAAAUUUCCAAAGCAUGGCCCAUCUCCAGUGUUAGGAAGAAGGAAAUUUGCAUUAACCAGUUCAUAUUAAAGUAUUAGUGACUAUAGCCCUUUUAUCUACUCAAAAAGAAAUCUGUAUUUUUAAAAAAAACAUGUUGGUGUUAGCACAAAUUAAUCUCAAUGAGUAGAAAAUUAAGAUUUAAAACAAAAGUGGAGGGGCUGAGGAUGUGGCUCAGGUGGUAACGUGCUCGCCUGGCAUGCACGGGGUGCUGGGUUCGAUCCUCAGCACCACAUAAAAAUAAAAUAAAGAUGUUGUGUCCACCGAAAACUAAAAAAUAAAUAUUAAAAAAAGUGGAAAUAAUUUUUUGGUGUUGAAACUAUUUUGAGGCAAGAGAUAUCAGGAAGUGACCUGACUUGGAACACUGCUCCCUUUUCCUCAAGCCAUGUGAUGUUUGAAAAUGCUGUAUGUUUUCAGUGACCUUAAGGAAGGGAUCUGAUCAUCCUAUUUUGUGAAGUCAGAGCUGCUAGUCCUGCUUUUCUCUCCUUCAAGGGAUGUCUGGAGCAUCUCUCUCUCCCUCUCCCACGCCCUGAUGAGACUGUUUCCAGCUCAUCCUGCCAGACCUCACAGCUGGGCCUGUCUUGCAGCUCUGCUCACUGACUCAUAGGUGAACACUGUCCAUGCUUAUCAAGAAAAAGUUUUUCCCCAUUUUGUUGUUAAUAGAAAAGAGGGAAAAAAUAUUUCUUUUUCAACAUUCUAAAAUAUUAUUAUUUCUAAAUAGCUGACACUUAACAAUUUAGUGUCCAAAUCCUAUUCUGAAUUAAGUUUCUGGGUGAUUCUAAAUUCUAAAAUUUUAAUCUUGGUUUAUCACAUAAACAUCUAGUUAGAAAAUAUUUAUGCUGAAGAUUUACAUUUUGUGGCAUUAGUUCUUCAUGUUUCUUUUUGACACAUUGACUAAAAUUGUUCAUCUGUGUCCAGAUGGGUGGGAAGGUUGUAGGUGCUGGGACCUGUGUAGGCCAGUGCACUCAGGAAGAGCCUGGACCGAACUCUGGCAUUAGCUAGGUGUGUGCUGCACUCUGCUCUUGUAGAUUUAUUUUGUUUACAGUAGACCAGUGUCAGUUUUUGUAAAUGUUUUUUCUUAGCACUUUAACUGUGAGUGUACAAACUGAUUUUAAAUGUAGUGGUUGUAUAUUUUGGUUAUAAAUUGGAAAUUUUUAAUAAAAUUAAAUAAUUUGUU
Marmota monax (woodchuck) is the source of this 12011-nucleotide messenger RNA. RefSeq names its product frizzled-3-like. The transcript has 3 exons. The record is from RefSeq and is a predicted model, not a curated record. Gene Ontology annotation, biological process: cell surface receptor signaling pathway. The annotation marks the transcript as partial. NCBI's taxonomy places the organism in Eukaryota, Metazoa, Chordata, Mammalia, Rodentia, Sciuridae. Gene Ontology annotation, cellular component: membrane.